AUGUUUGGCUAUUCGUCACGAACAACAAUUGGCGACACUGAAGAAUUAGAAUCAGAUGACGAUGGAGAUGAUAAAGAUGAGAAUGUGAAUAGUGAUGGAGAAGAUGAACUUUAUGAUGAGUUAUUAAAUUUUGGAAACGAUGAUUACAACGAUGAAGAAGGGAUACUAAAUUCAACAAGAUUAAAUUUUGAUGGAAUAAAAAUUGUUGAUAGUAUUAAUCCUAUGCUGAAACACUCGUAUUUUAAGAUCAAUAUAAAUGAUAAAAUUAAAUAUCUUCACAAACAAUCAGCUUGCUGGCUAUUAUCCAACACAAUAACAAGAUUAUCAAGUGAUCGUUUAUCUCGGGUCAUGCAACAAACAAUUAAUAUUAGUUCAUAA
Rotaria sp. Silwood1 is the source of this 378-nucleotide messenger RNA. NCBI's taxonomy places the organism in Eukaryota, Metazoa, Rotifera, Eurotatoria, Philodinida, Philodinidae. The record is from the annotation of a GenBank genome assembly.